AUGGACGACAACAAACCGUCCCUCCCUUCCCAGAACACAAGGAACGAGCCUUAUGGCGACCCCUUCGCUGACCGCACUCGUCAGACCCACUUUGACGACCCGGAGCCACUCUCACAACCAGUUCCAUCCAUGCCUCGCCCCUACGACAGUCACAUAGAUCUGGGAGCUGGAGGAGGCCACGACGCGUAUGAAGACGAAGACUACAUCGAGAAGCAACCUUUGAACGUCGGCCAAAACUUCACUGGUGGUUUUUAUCCUCCUCCACCGCUGGACCCAUCCGCCUAUGGUGAUCCAUACGCAUCCGGAAGGCCCGAGUCCGUGCUCUCAACAUCCACCAACGGCAUUGAAAGCGCGUGGAGAAGGAGACAAACCAUUAAGCGCGGUGUGACUCGCAAGGUCAAGCUCACCAACGGAAACUUCAUUGCGGAAUACGCAGUCCCCACUCCCGUCUUCUCUGCUAUCGAGCAACGAUACACGACCACUAACACGACUGAAUUCUCGCAUAUGCGGUAUACUGCCGCCACAUGCGACCCCGACGAAUUCACGGAGGCCAAUGGGUGGUCAUUACGCCAGAAGUUAUACAACCGCGACACGGAAAUUCUUAUUGCUGUCACGUCGUAUAAUGAAGACAAGACCCUUUAUGCGCGCACGCUUCAUGGCGUUAUGCUUAACAUUCGUGAUAUCUGCCGUACGAAGCAGUCCAAAUAUUGGCGACGCCACGCGGAAGAAGGCAGUGAAGGCUGGAAGAAGAUCACAGUCGCCCUUAUUGUCGAUGGACUAGAACCAAUGGACAAGAGUGUACUUGACAUUUUGGCCACCACUGGUGUAUACCAAGACGGUGUGAUGAAGAAGCAAGUCGAUGGAAAGGACACCGUGGGGCAUAUCUUUGAGUACACCACUCAACUCUCAGUGGACGCCACACCUCAACUCGUUCUUCCACAAGCCAAUGACCCCAACAAUCUGGUGCCAGUCCAAAUUAUUUUGGUUUUGAAGGCAAAGAACCAAAAGAAGAUCAACUCCCAUCGAUGGCUCUUCAACGCGAUUGGGAAAAUACUCAACCCUGAGAUCUGUCUCCUCAUCGAUGCUGGUACCAAACCCGGUCACAAAUCCAUCUACCAUCUCUGGGAGGCUUUCUACAAUGACCCCAACCUUGGCGGAUGCUGCGGUGAAAUCCAUGCCAUGAUCAAGGGGGGCAAGAAACUCCUGAACCCUCUUAUUGCUGCUCAGAACUUCGAGUACAAGAUGUCGAACAUUCUCGACAAGCCUCUCGAAAGUAGCUUUGGCUACGUGUCCGUUCUUCCUGGUGCAUUCUCAGCUUAUCGAUUCCGCGCUAUCUCGGGUCGGCCGCUGGAACAGUACUUCCAUGGUGAUCAUUCAUUGGCCGACCGUCUCGGCCAGAAGGGCAUUUAUGGCAUGAACAUUUUCACGAAGAACAUGUUUUUGGCGGAGGACCGCAUCUUGUGUUUCGAACUUGUUGCGAAGGCCAAUGAUCGCUGGACUUUGACCUAUGUUAAACCCAGUAAGGCCGAAACAGAUGUGCCGGAGACAGCGGUCGAACUCAUCGGCCAACGCCGCCGCUGGUUGAACGGCUCAUUCGCCGCCUCUGUUUACUCGCUUGUACACUUCUUCGCUUUCUACCGGUCUGGCCAUGGUGUUAUCCGCAUGUUCUUCCUUCACAUCCAGGCUCUGUAUAACUUCUUCCAACUUGUAUUCUCCUGGUUUGCCCUCGCCAACAUAUGGCUCACAUUCAGCAUCAUCAUCGACCUCCUUCCCGACAAAGGCAUCUAUCUCUUCGGCACGGCUACUGUCACUCACUGGGUCAACUUGUCUUUCAGAUGGAUCUAUCUCUCCUUCCUUGCCCUGCAGUUCAUUCUUGCAUUGGGUAAUCGACCGAAGGGAGAGAGAAUACCAUACGCUGCGACGUUCUGGGUCUAUGCCUUCCUUGCGGUUUAUCUUCUGGUGUGCUCUAUCUGGCUCACGGUCAAGUCAUUCGCAGACAUUCCGAACCAACUGCAAGGAAAGUCGUCAGGUGAAGUCAUUGCAUCCUUCUUCGAGCCUCCUAUUGGUGCUUUGAUUGCUGCUAUGAUAUCAACGUUUGGCAUCUAUUUCACGGCGUCGUUCUUAUACCGCGACCCAUGGCACAUGUUCUCGAGCUUCCUCCAAUAUCUGUGCAUCGCACCCAGCUUCACCAACAUCCUCAACGUUUACGCCUUCUGUAAUCUUCACGACGUGUCGUGGGGAACGAAAGGGAGCGAUAAAGUAGAAGCCCUUCCAUCCGUAUCUUCUUCGAAAGGAAAAGAUGCGGAAGCAGCCGUCGUCGAGGACAAGACGGCGGUCCAGGCAGACGUCGACGCUGCCUUCAAGGAGACCGUCUCGCGGGCUCUUACCCGGAUUGACAAGAAGGAGGUGCCGGAAAAGCCGAAUAUGGACGACCAGAACAAGACCUUCCGUACGCGGCUGGUCGCUGUCUGGAUGCUCACGAACGCCACGCUGGCGAUUGCGAUUGAGAACGUUAACGGUGUGCCAAAUCCCGAUCUAGCUGUAGACCAACAAGAUCUGCGGAAAAAGCAGAGCACGUACUUCGCAAUCAUCCUCUACUCGACCUUCGGCAUCUCGUUGGUUCGGUUCAUUGGAGAGGAAUCUCUUCAGGUGGUUCCGCAAAAACUAGUCAAGAUCUUCACGACGCGAUGCAUACAUAUAUCCACCAGUAUUGGACUGGACAUUUUUUUGGCAUUCUUGGACUUUGCUACUGUUACGAGGAUAUGCUUGUUUACCUUCCCAUACCAGUCCCCGAACGAUUGGACUGGGCUUUUCUGGCCAGGUAGCUAG
Messenger RNA from Cyclocybe aegerita, 2829 nucleotides. NCBI's taxonomy places the organism in Eukaryota, Fungi, Basidiomycota, Agaricomycetes, Agaricales, Hemipholiotaceae. The record is from the annotation of a GenBank genome assembly.